GAUCUAAUGGACCAAAACAACACGCGUCAGUAGCUAAAAGACGAUCAGUUUGACUUAGUACUCCUAAUAUUCAACAACACAGAUUUGCGUAGGUGAUUAGUGUGUCGUAACCAUUAUGGAGCUUUUAGUGAAGCGCGAUUUACAUGAAUUCGUUCAAACCGAAUCCGAAACAGAUCAAGACUCUGAUCGCGAAUUAGAUGAUAAUGAAAGCGUAGACAUUUUAAGUGACACCCCCGAUUUAUUGGAGCAAAGAGAAUUCAGUGGAAACAACAGGGUGAACCAUAACAAAUUUUCUAUUGAUAGUAUAUUAGGGUUAAACACAAGCGGAGAGACUCAUAAGUUAAGCGGUGGCGAAUGUGAUAAUGCCUGUGAUCUUGGACUGAUUAAUAGCAAACAUAGUUCUGAAGAAAUUAAACCUUCAUUUACGGCUACGCUGCAAGAUCCGUGUUAUCGGCCCAUCUUAGAACUACCACAAUUGCCUCGUCCCGAUCACCUAUCGCUGGAGACAAGAAUAACAGAUUCCUUUGCGGGAUCUAAACUGUCACCCGGAAUUGAAAGCGCUUCUGAUCUUCCGACAUAUCCGUUGUCAUUUCAUCCGCACUUUGGAAGUAAUCCAUCAGCUUUGCUGUACGGUGGAUGGAUUGGGGGUAGUCCGGAACAAAAGGCUGUUACACAAAUUUUUGGCUUGCAAGCGCCCAAAACGACAAACCGACGUUCAAGAAAACCCGGACUGGACAGAAAACCACGCCAAGCCUAUAGCGCGAAACAACUCGAACGUCUUGAAAGUGAAUUCAAGAUCGAUAAAUAUUUAAGCGUAAGCAAACGCAUGGAACUCUCAAAGGCACUAAACUUGACUGAAGUACAGAUAAAGACAUGGUUCCAAAAUCGAAGAACAAAAUGGAAAAAACAGUUAACAACACGACUGAAGAUGGCGCAACGACAAGGACUGUUUCCACCCCAUUACUUCGCGCCAACUUCGCAACAUUAUCCUGCAAUUUUUCCCCCGUAUUAUUCUCCUGUAGGUUGCAUUUUCGGAGUACCUUUGCUAGAUGACGCUACACCAACGGUUUCCGCGAGAAAUUCGCCGACAGUAAGGUCGUCUAAUACCGAUUAGUGGAUAAAUAAGCUUAUCGUUGUUAAAUUUCGACUAGCAAUUACCAAAGUCGCCCCAUUUGCUUAAAAUUAACGAAACCUGAAUGUGAGGGCCUAUCAUAGUAUUUCAAAAACAUAGUGCGUAAGUAGGAGCCCUAAAUAUCAAUCGUCAAGACAGCUUUCUACAAACGGGAACUUCGUGGAAUGUUAUAUUAUCCCACAUUGUGUUAAGUAAAAAUAGAAUAACUGCAGCAUCCACAAUUGAUCAUAAAACGGAGCUGAUGCCGUAUGAAAAUGCAACCCUUUCAUAGUCUCAGUCCUUCAGUUUGAUUGAACUCAUUUUCCCUUGAAGGCUCCAAAUGCGUAAAAAAUGAAUGGAUUUGCAUUUCUCAAUGACUUGACCUUACGCAACCUAUCAAAUUAUUCACCAAUGUAAUUAAUUCCCUAUUAGACUAGGCAACAGAAAAAUUCAUUGAUCAAGCCCAAAUUUUUUAAUUCAAAUUUUCGAACGGUAAAUUUAAUAUUUACUCUUUUGACUAUCAUUGUAUAUUGUCCUUUUCUAAUCGAAUUAUAGCCCUAACGCAAAAGGUUUGAUUAUUCGGCAUUAUUAUUAUUACUAUUAAACGUAGUACAUACUUAUCUUUGA
Photinus pyralis (common eastern firefly) is the source of this 1738-nucleotide messenger RNA. RefSeq names its product homeobox protein HMX2. The transcript is spliced from 3 exons. NCBI's taxonomy places the organism in Eukaryota, Metazoa, Arthropoda, Insecta, Coleoptera, Lampyridae. Bases 116 to 1114 code for a protein of 332 amino acids. Gene Ontology annotation, molecular function: DNA binding; DNA-binding transcription factor activity, RNA polymerase II-specific. Gene Ontology annotation, biological process: regulation of DNA-templated transcription. The record is from RefSeq and is a predicted model, not a curated record.